ACGAUUCAAAAACUUUCACCAAGAAGCGAUUAUGUUUGUUCCCUACUUCGUCAUCUUAACAUUAUAUUCCUUUUUGAAAUGUUCGAAAACGGAACAAAUUCUUCCUAGGUGCAAAACUCUAGGAUAUUUUACUCCAACCGUUCAAUGUUCUAACCUCGAAAACCCCAAUUCUCUUAGAGAAACUUUGAAUCAUUACAUGAACCGCACGGGAUCUUCUACAGUUCGUAAUGUCCAAAUAACGAAUUCUAACUUUCUCAACAUUCCUCACGAUCUGUUCCGAGGAUUUAGAUUUGAGCAAUUUAUUUUGGAUGACACAUCACUAAUGUCCCUCAGUGAUUCAGAUACCGCAUUUGAGGGAUUGGAAGAUAGUUUGCGUUAUUUGUUAUUAUAUAACUGUUCUGUUCUUAAUGGAAUUGAUUGGUACCAGCUCCGGAAUUUGCAAGCGUUGGAAGAAUUCGCAACAAGCAAUAUCGGAUUACAAUAUAUCGAUGAUGAGAUAAACCUUAUUGCUGGUUUGAAUUUGACAACUUUGGCGCUUAUGAAGGACGAAAUUUCGCAUAUUAGUGAUAAUGCAUUUGCGCCAUUUCUUCAACUCCAAAAUUUGAUUUUAAGCAACAAUCAAAUUUCGGAUCUGAAAAGGUAUAUGUUUCCAAAUCCUGGAAACAAGCUGAAAGAAAUUGAUUUAAGGUAA
Messenger RNA from Parasteatoda tepidariorum (common house spider), 691 nucleotides. RefSeq lists its product as uncharacterized. NCBI's taxonomy places the organism in Eukaryota, Metazoa, Arthropoda, Arachnida, Araneae, Theridiidae. Gene Ontology annotation, molecular function: protein binding. The record is from RefSeq and is a predicted model, not a curated record.